Engraulis encrasicolus (European anchovy) is the source of this 4845-nucleotide messenger RNA. RefSeq names its product sterile alpha motif domain-containing protein 9-like. Bases 1 to 4845 code for a protein of 1614 amino acids. The record is from RefSeq and is a predicted model, not a curated record. The transcript is spliced from 2 exons. Gene Ontology annotation, molecular function: protein binding. Gene Ontology annotation, cellular component: cytoplasm. NCBI's taxonomy places the organism in Eukaryota, Metazoa, Chordata, Actinopteri, Clupeiformes, Engraulidae.
AUGCUGGCUACGGGCCUGCACACCCAGCGUUGCCCCCACACGCUCGUUUCUGGUAAAGGAGAGGUAGGCGUAAAGGACGACACAUUUAGACAUACAGAGGACUGGAAAAGGCUGUCCAUUGCAAAAUGGACAGAGGAUCAAGUGAGCAUUCGCAAGAUCCAUGAACAGGAAGUCAAUGGAACAGCCCUUCUUGAAUUAAUGCUUGAAGAUCUCAUGUUAUUAAAUAUUAAACUUGGACCAGCUCGGGUAAUCAUCAACAAAAGGGAGCAGCUGUCUAAAUCGGUUAAGACUGUAGAUGUGCAAGAUGAAAAAAUGCAGCCACCUUUUACCAGAGAUAUAACAAGUGGGGCAGGGGCAUGUCAGGAACUAGAAAAAGAACCGCAAAUUGAAAAAGAAAAGGAACCCCCAUGCAAAAAAAUGUCAGAUAAUGAAAAUGAUGCAGAAAAACACUCAGACCGCCAUCACACUGAAGUUAAGGCAUCAUGCAGUCUGGGACCGCAGGAACUCCAGAGCCACCAAGAAGGACUCACAGCUGCAAAAGAGACCCUCAGCAGUCAUAAAGAUUCAGAGCAGGCAACGACUGGAAAGAUGCCUCUUGAAGAGGAUGCCGUAUCUGUUGUCAUGCCUAUGACAAAGAAGGACUGCAGACCGAGGCCAUUUGAAAAAGAAGGGAUUAACCACACAUAUAUCAAAUCCAAUGUCCUUUACCCAGAAACUGGCGCGUCUGAUCUGAUUUCACCAUGUCAUGAAUUCAAAUCAUUUGCCACAGCUGCUGAAUUGGACCGUACCAGACUACAGGCAAAGUUUGCGAGAGAAGUCCUCAAAUUUGCAACUGGAUGCAUGAAUGUGCGAUCAAAUGGCACAAUUCAUUUUGGAGUCAUGGACAGCAAAGAGGACAAAGGCUAUGUCCAUGGAGAAAUCAUUGGAAUACCAGUGCUAGAAAAAGACGUGUAUGUUGAUGCUCUAGAUUACAUCGAGAAUGGGAAAUGUUUCUCUGCUUUACAUUCUAACCAUGUAAGGCAGUGUGUCCGCCCACCUGAGUUUGUGAAAGUCAUUGACAUGGACACUGAUCAAAAGCGGUACGUUGUGGAAGUUGACAUUGUGCCCUCAAUAAACAUUGUGAAAUCCAUGACUUACGCUGUUCGUCUGCCUAACUUCAAUGAGAAGUCUAACAAGAUCAUAUAUGACAAAGGUGAGCGUACCAUCUUUCGUAGGGCUGGUGCAUCUAGCAAGCCAGUUGAUGAUCUAAAUGAGUUUUACACAAGGGUGCAGGAACGGGAUGCUCUAAGAGAAGAUGCUGAAAAUACACAGAGUCCCACUAAAGCAGAACCUUCCAAAGACUUGGGAAGAAAGCUCACAAUGCUUGUUACAAGAGGAAAGAAACACAUUGACAAGGGGGAGUGGUUUAUCCUGGUCACAAACAGAUUUGGCCAUGAAGAUCUCCAAAACAUUGAAUUCUUGCUGAAUAUGAAGCUCUUCAGUGUAUUUGACUUUGAUCCUCAUUCAAAUGUGUCUGGGUUCUGUCAAGAAUACCUGAAGCACCGUACUGCCAACUUGCACUUUUUACAAGAUUACAGAAUCCCAAGUGGAUUGACCAUGAAGGAAUUUGAAAGCCGCUUGUGUUUGUUUGACCAAACCAGUUGGAUCUUUUGCAAUGGUCGCAGUGAUUUCAAAGGAAAAGAGGCAAAUGAUGACAAGACAUGGUUCAAAACGAAAAAGACUCAGCUAAAAGAGUGUGUGUCACUAAUCUGCAAACAGAUACUGCCCAAAUGUACAUUCACACUGAUCUUCCUCCUCACCUCUCCAGUGGAAGAUCCUCUUCUACAUACCUACAGUGAAUUUUUCUCUGACAUGGAGGGCCAUGAGGACAUCAUCUUUAUAACAGAAUCUCAGGAUAACUUCGCAAAAUGGCAGAGCUUUGCAGGAGGUAGUUUCUGUGAUGGACAAACUGUAGCCCGUUCAAGUGUUGUGGGAAUGAAAAUGAGUCAUGUUAAUGAAACUCUUCAGCGCAUCCAAUCUGGAUCUAGAACUGCCAAACAUCUGCCCACAUAUGGAAGAGGGGAGUGUCUUCUUGACACUCGAGAAGAACAGAAAAUGUUUUCUCUCGAGAUUCUUUUUAUGGAUCACUGUGAUGAAACCAAAGAAGACGUCAUUGAAGCUGAGAAAGAAAGCAUUGAACAGCACUUCUACCAUGGAGGAAAAGUGAGCUGGAUGAACUUCUGGCUGGCAGAAAAGAAGCAUGUUGGGGAGGUUAUUCAAAGGGAUGCUUACCAUGAAAUCUUGAAUCUCCUUAGUGACUCUCUCAAGACCAACACAGACGCUACGACCACUCAUGGCCUCAAUAUAUUUCAUCACCCAGGCAGUGGUGGGAGCACUGUUGCUCGCCAGGUCUUAUGGAACAACAGGAAAAAACUCAGAUGUGCUGUUGUGAAGCCAUCAUACUCUGCCAUCGCGGUUUCUGAACAUGCUUAUCUGCUUCGAAGGUAUGACGAAAAUGACAGUCUCAAAUGUUUACCAGUUGUUCUGCUUGUGGAAGACUGUGACGACGACUUUUUAUGUGACUUGAAACAUGAGUUUGAAGUUGCUGUGAACAGAGAAAAAACUCAGAGAACAUUGUGCUUUAUCGUGCUGAGCUGCAGACGAUCCUAUGGCCCAGAAAAAAUGUGUAAGGAGUCACCUCUACAUAAUGUGUCGGUCACCCACAAACUAUCAGAUGAGGAGAAGAGGCAGUUUGCCGGCAAAAGGAAGACACUUGAAAAGCAGUACAAACCAGAGUUCAUCUUGACAUUUGUACUGAUGAGUGAAGGCUUUGACCAGAAGUAUGUGGAACAGUUUGUAAAAAAUUUGCUCCAAGGUAUUGACCAUGACCACAUUGUCACUUGCAUUAUCCGCUAUGUGGCACUGCUUAACACUUAUGUGCAGAAUUCUUUCCUUUCUCAAUCCCAUUGUGAGGCACUGCUAACUAAUCAUGGAAUGUUUGAAUGGCACCCGGCUACGGAAAAGGAAGAAUUUCGUCGCCAUGCCUUUGAGAAUGCACUGACUGAGCAAGCCAGAUUGGUUUUUGUACACCUACAGGAUGAAAGAACAAAUAUCAAAUCCAUCAGAGUCAUUCAUCCCUUAGUAGCGAAGGAAAUCCUUCAGCAGCUUUUGCAUAAUAACAAAGAGGAAAGUGGGCUGGCUCUGGAACUUCUCAGUGAUGACAUCUUAUUUGACCACAGGUUUGAUAGAUAUGAUUAUGUGAAGUUUCUGCGAGACCUUUUCAUGAGGCGAGAUCAAGUCAACAAAGGAGAUGAGGCAGACAGCUUCUUCUCCCCCCUCAUUGAGCAUGUCAGAGAUACCGAAACUGUGGAGAAGGCUAUUGAUCUUCUCAAAGAGGCAUACAGGCGUUUUGACAAAGAUCCCCUGUUUGCACAGCACCUAGCACGUCUGAACUACAGCCAAGACAAGUUUGAAGAAGCGGAACACUGGGCUGAACUGGCUGCCAAAAAGUCACCUAACAACCCAUUCAUUCUUCAUACCAAAGGCCAAGUGUACAGGAAAUGGUUCUAUGCAAAGGUGGCAGGAAUAAAAAAGGAGAGCAAAAGUAUCAAUGCGGUCAGAAUCACAGAUGCUGUUGGAACAGCUGUCAAAGCUAUGGAUUGCUUCCAGGACUGUCAGACAGCAGCUAUUAAGGAUGCUGAAUCUAUGAACAAUGCAGGAUUUUUUGCAGCAGUCGAAGUUGGAUGUCGCCUUUUACAGCUUUUUUCCCACUCAUCUGCAUUUUCAAACAAAAUAGAAGGCAUGAAAUAUCUGCUCACUGACUACAUUCCAGAGGAGGUAAAGGAACCAUGGGAACAUUUUCAUAGCAAACUCAAGGGUUUACAUGUCAUCAUUCGAUCAGCUCUGGAGUGGAUAUCAGAGGACCUGAGCUACUUUCAGACAGACCCAGGUGCUGACGAAGAGGAGACAGAGGACCCAGUCAAACAUCCUAAAAUGUGGCUGCUGACAAAGUCAGCUGAGUAUGGAAAAUAUUUUGGUGACUCUUUUCCUAGUCCUCAUUCAACUUCAAACAUUCCACCUCCCACUUUGAUACGCAUGAAAAUUUACCAACUUGGUGGUGGGAACAUGACUAGCAUUUUCUCCAUUUUGACUGAUUCUAAACAAAAAAAUAAGGUCAAAGUUCUGGAGGAACUCAUUUGUCUCUACAAACAAAAGGGACAGACGGAUCAAAUGGAUUUGGUCAACCACAUAGCCUGUCACAUUGCUCUGAGUUGUCUCUCAAAUCAGUCACAAGUGUUGAUUUCUCUGAAAGAGCUCCAAGAUCUUAGUCAGAAGUUCCCCAAGGAUAAGCAGAAGUGUCAGCCAAAUGCUCUCUUCUUACUCACUCUCCUAUUCUGGCCUGAAGAGCAUGAGAGAGAAGAGGACAAAGAGAAGAAAUAUAAAUUUGUCUUAUCUGUGGUGAAAUUUCUUACGACCUGCUACCAUGAUAAAAUGAAGGACAUUCCCCUAAAGAGAAGAAGAAUCUACACCCAUUUUUUCUUGGGGAAUGGGAAGGGAUUGGCAAAGAUCGUUCACAAGAGCAAAGUGGAAAUAACUACAAAAUCUUUGCCAGUCACUGAAAAGAGAAUGAGAUGGUACCAUGGAGAGGGAUGGAAGUUGCCAGAGACUGCUAAGCUGCUGAGAUCCGUUUCUGGAAGGACAGAAAGCCACAGUAUCUAUUUAGCAGGCCCUCAAAAUCUGGACUUCAUGGUCCCUGCCCAAAACAUGGCGUCUUUGCCUAAAAGCAAUGAAAAUGUCACUUUUUACUUGGGAUUCACAAUGAGAGGACCCAUGGCAUAUAAUGUCACUAAAGUGGGUGAGGAGUGA